Molecule: messenger RNA, 4619 nt
Organism: Chroicocephalus ridibundus (black-headed gull)
Lineage: Eukaryota; Metazoa; Chordata; Aves; Charadriiformes; Laridae
Gene: BCO1
Product: beta-carotene oxygenase 1
Exons: 11
Coding region: 76-1656 (526 amino acids)
Biological process (GO): carotene catabolic process; retinal metabolic process
Molecular function (GO): carotenoid dioxygenase activity; beta-carotene 15,15'-dioxygenase activity
Source: RefSeq, a predicted model, not a curated record
ACAGGAGGGGACCACUGCCACUGCAGGAGCAGCUGGGUAGAAGACACAGAAAGUGCUUAUUACAGAUACACAGAGAUGGAGAUGAUAUUUCAUAGAAAUAAAGAAGAACAUCCAGAGCCCUUAAAAGCUGAGGUGAAAGGUCAGUUGCCCACUUGGUUGCAAGGGAUACUUCUCCGAAAUGGCCCAGGGAUUCACACAAUAGGGGACACUAAGUAUAACCACUGGUUUGAUGGCUUGGCUCUGCUGCAUAGCUUUACAUUUAAAAAUGGUGAAGUUUACUACAGAAGUAAGUAUCUCCGAAGUGACACAUACAACUGCAAUAUAGAAGCAAAUCGAAUCGUGGUGUCUGAGUUUGGAACUAUGGCUUAUCCAGAUCCAUGCAAAAACAUAUUUGCCAAGGCAUUCUCGUAUUUGUCUCACACCAUUCCUGAGUUCACGGACAACUGCCUGAUCAACAUUAUGAGAACUGGGGAUGAUUUUUAUGCUACCAGUGAGACUAACUUCAUCAGGAAAAUUAAUCCGCAGACUCUGGAGACAUUAGAAAAGGUUGACUACAGCAAAUAUGUGGCUGUAAAUAUAGCAACUUCUCACCCGCACUAUGACAGUGCUGGAAAUGUUCUCAACAUGGGUACUUCAAUAGUUGAUAAAGGGAAGACAAAAUACAUUCUAUUUAAGAUUCCUCCCUCUGUGUCAGAAAAAGAAAAGAAGAACUCUUGUUUUAAAAAUGUGGAAGUGAUGUGCUCCAUCCCUUCUCGCUCCCUGCUCCACCCAAGCUACUACCAUAGCUUUGGAAUCACGGAAAAUUACAUUGUCUUCAUAGAGCAGCCAUUCAAACUGGAUAUUGUCAAAAUGGCAACUGCUUACAUCCGAGGUGUGAACUGGGCGUCCUGCCUUGCCUAUCAUAAGGAAGAGAAGACUUGGUUUCACUUCGUUGACAAGAAGACUAAAAAAGAAGUAUCCACCAAGUUCUAUACCGAUGCUAUGGUGCUUUUUCACCAUAUAAAUGCUUAUGAAGAGGAUGGACACAUUAUUUUUGAUAUUAUUGCCUAUACAGACAACAGCUUAUAUGAUAUGUUCUAUUUGAAAAACCUGACUAAAGACUUUGAAGAGAAAAACAAGCUUACCUCCAUACCAACCUGCAAGCGAUUUGUUGUUCCUCUGCAGUAUGACAAGGAUGCCGAAGUAGGUUCUAAUUUGGUCACACUUCCAUCUACUGCAAGUGCUGUAAAAGAGAAGGAUGGCAGCAUCUAUUGCCAACCUGAGAUACUAUGUGAAGGGAUAGAACUGCCUCGCAUCAACUACGACUAUAACGGCAAAAAAUACAAGUACGUCUUUGCAACGGAAGUGCAGUGGAGUCCAAUUCCUACAAAGAUUGCAAAAUUUAAUGUCCAGACAAAGGAAAUGCUCCGCUGGGGAGAGGACCGCUGCUGGCCAUCUGAGCCCAUUUUCGUUCCCAGCCCUGAUGCAAGAGAAGAGGAUGAUGGCAUUGUUUUGACCUGUGUUGUGAUGGCUGAUCCAAAGGAAGCACCCUUCCUACUUGUCUUGGAUGCUAAAACAUUCAAAGAAUUGGGCCGAGCCAUAGUAGAUGUAGAAAUGCAUCUGGACCUGCAUGGAACGUUUAUACCAGAGAAAGACUUGAAGUUUGACACAGAGUAAAAUUCUAUUUAUCCUAUUACACAGACUGAGACAACCUUCUACUGAACGGGGGAUAGCAUUCAGCAACAAUCUUAUCUUGUGACAAGAAAUGACUCUUCAAUAAUAAUAUAUAAACUCUUAUAAGAGAUAACAAUAGCUUUUAUUACAAAUAAUUAUAUGCACAACUGCUACAUAGCUAUUCCAAAACAAGAAUGAUCGAUACUAAGUGCUAAUGUUGUAUACAACUCGUGGGGCAGGGAAUAGGAGACAAAGGUAAUAAGAAAUGUUUUAUUUGAGUAGAGUAUAGCUUUCUCAGCAAAUGAAGUACUGUAUUCAUAGGGUGAUGUAUGGCAUGAGUCACAUAUGUCUGCAGCUCAUGUAACUUUCAUGAACUGUUUCAAGACUGCACCUCACGAUUAAGUUGUCUCCUGCCAGCAAAGCUCAUGUUAAACUAUUUGCUAUGAUAAUAGUAAUUCAUGGCAAUGCAUUCUCUCGGUGCUUGAUUCCAUAAACUCCACUAUAACCAAAGUAUUACAUUGAGGUGCUACAACUUUCUAAUUUAGAACCUAAAAACCGCCUGCUUUGCUAAUAAUUUCAUGGUAUAUUUUUCCCUUUCAUGUUGACAAAACCAAAUAACUUGAAAUAGAAUAUAUGGUUUUAUGUAGCAUUCAAUUAUACUUUAGUGCUAUUCAAUCUUAAGCACUUUGUAUUUAAAUCAGUUUUCCUUGAGGAGAGUAUCUGACAUGACAUUUCAUGUAAUUGGAUGAUUACAUUGUGUAAAAGAUAAACAGAAAUGUAGUAUUUAUUCGUAUUGCUGUUAGUCUCUGUUAAUAACAGUAUGCACAUGACUGAGGGGCAGUGUAUUUCUAGCAGAACUCGGAUACACAUGUUCGACAAAUUGUUUAGGUGACAGAGUGAAAGACCUAAUUUAGAGCUUAUCUGAACAGUAGCUGAAACUACAAGCUACUGUUGCUAUAGCUAAGCAUUUGCUUUAUUGUCUGCUUAGGAGCAUCCAUGGCCUGACGUGGGUUUGUCAUUACCUGUGACAGAUGCUUCCUAAUGAAAGUACACAACUCCCAUUCAGAGUCACAAUUAAAAAGCACAUUUCAACAUAGAGUUUAGAUGCCAAGUAUACCGUGACUGUUUUUUGUUAUAGGAAUGGCAUUUCCUAAUCCCCUGAGUGUAUUUGUUUUGUGAUUUGGGGCAUUGAUUUUUAUUUAAAUGAGAGCUUUUUUUAAAAAAAAAUGUAUUUUCCUAUUGUAGAUACCUUUAGUGUUGGAGGCAUCUUUACUGAUGGAGAAAACUAGGUAUACAUCCAUCCAUUUUAGGCAUUGAUCUGGUCUGUACGUAUCACCACACUACUCGGGUAUCUCUCACUCUUUUAUAUACGCACUCUACACUGUCUCUGCUGCUCACUGUGUUUUACAGGUAGGAAACAGAAUGAAAUCAUUGUCAUUUACUGUCUCCCCAUCACAUGAGAAUCUGGGCUUUGGUGGCUUGUCUGUGGUUCUGUAAGAUAUUUAUGGCAGAGCAGGAACUGAAUCUUGUUUGCUCUGUAACAACUAUACCUCCCUUUGUCUGCUUAAGUCUUUGCAGUUUGUAAGUAUAAAGAACAUACAGGCUAUUUUUUAAUGCAAAAGAAAGUCACUGUGGUCAGAUCUAGAGUUAAAAUAGGCAGGUUUGGGCAUGCAAAUGUUUAUAUAUUCCAUAAAAUGGAAAUAAACAGUAAGGUGUGUCUGCAGAAAUAGUCUCCUUUAGUGUUUUCAAGGCAUAUUACCACUACUAUUUAAGAGAACUUUAUUUUCUAAAGAAGAAACUUAAUUCCAUUUUUGUAAGUGAUAUGGAACCAGUACUGGAAUGGAAGACUGAUGUUGGCAAAGGACACCAGCUGUGGGGUUGUUUCUUUUAAUCUGAAAAAGUUUGGAUUUAACAAAUUUCCACAAAUAUAUCUGGUAUUAUAAGGUGGUAAUGAAUCAGAAGCCUAACCAUUAUUAUAGAUCUCUUUUUAAGAGUUCGUCUCCAGAAUUUGUGCUGUAGAACUCAUAGUGUUAUGUUUUCAGAUGAUCAUGAGUUUAGGUAUCGGAGUUACUUGACUUCUGAGGAGCUAAGUCUUACUGGCAGAGAUGACAUGAUAGGGGAAUAUUAAUCAUAAAGACAAAUCAGAUUUGUUAUCUGCGGGCUAAGAAAGCAGAUGUGUUAUUUAUGUUCAUGCAAAAAUACUGCAGAAAAUAAAAGAACUUGUAUUAGGUGUGACUUUUUAAACGAAGCGUGCUGUGUUCACAUGGUCAGUAUUACACAGGAUUUGAUUAGCAUCAAGUGUGUAGUCAACUUGAAGAGAAAAACAGUGAUGUAAACCUGGAUUUGCCAAUCCCAGUAUCCUCCUGUGGCAGAGAAAAUAUGGAUAAAACCAUAUGGCUAAUCACAAAUUUGUUCAAGGAUGUUUUUAGCAGUUGCAAUAGUAAUCUGAUGAAACAUUUCCCCUGAAUAUGGUAAUACACCGUAUCAUUGCUAGGCUGACAAUAGCAUAUAUGCUUUGCCAAGUGGCUGCAAGGCUUGCGUGGUUCUUUUGUUGUGGUAACAUGGCACAUGGCAAUGAGUCUGUCAUUUGCUUUGCUUCUCUGACAUCCUUUGCUACGAAUGAAAUCUUGAGGGACAGAAAGGUUUGAUUCUUUUUUUGCACCAAUUUAAGUCAUAAAUUAGUCCAGUAAAACUGGUGGAGUUAUUGUAAUGGCAUAAAAAAGAAUCUAGAUUCAGUGACUGCAAAUAAAAAUAGCAAGGAUAGAUAUCUUCAUUAAAGGAAAAAAACACAGUUGAGCAAGAGAAUCGGGCCGUGGGUAUGCAUACAUGUAAUUACUUCAAAGAUGUUACAAAUGGCCCUGUAGUUGGUAGAGUGGUUUGGUUUGGUGGUGUUUGUGUUUUGGUGUUUUGUUUUUUUUAUCAACUGGUUUCAUUAAAUGCAACAAAUAACAAAGCAUAAUAAUUAA